CUUGCAACAAUCACUAAAAUUUAUUUAAAGCUUUUAUUGUUUGAGUCUGAACUUCAACUCCAAAAUUCGUUGAAACAAAAAACAAAAUCUACACGGAGCGAAGUCAAGCUUGAAAGCAGCCGCAAACAAGCUAAAAACCUAGCCAAAACAGAACACAACGAUCAAGUUUGAAAUUUAAGAAAUCAGCCUCGUUUCGGUUUAGCAAAAAGUCACCCAAGAAAAUGGAUCGCCUGCGACGCUCGUUUCGGGACUCGUUUCGUCGCCGAAAGGAUCGUGUGCCAGAGUCCUCGAAGCCCCAUCAAUGGCAGGCCGAUGAGGAGGCAGUGCGUUCGGCAACCUGCUCCUUCUCGGUCAAGUAUCUGGGUUGCGUUGAGGUCUUUGAAUCGCGCGGCAUGCAGGUCUGCGAGGAGGCCCUUAAAGUGCUGAGGCAAUCCCGUCGUCGUCCAGUGAGAGGUUUGCUUCAUGUCAGCGGUGAUGGACUGCGCGUUGUCGACGAUGAGACAAAGGGCCUCAUCGUGGACCAGACCAUCGAGAAGGUGAGCUUCUGUGCGCCCGACCGCAAUCACGAGCGUGGGUUCAGCUACAUUUGUCGCGAUGGCACCACGCGCCGUUGGAUGUGUCACGGCUUCCUUGCCUGCAAGGACUCCGGCGAGAGGUUGUCCCAUGCCGUGGGAUGCGCAUUUGCGGUUUGUCUGGAGCGCAAGCAACGUCGCGACAAGGAAUGCGGCGUCACAAUGACCUUUGACACAAAGAACUCGACCUUCACGCGCACCGGUUCGUUCCGGCAGCAGUCGCUCACCGAGCGAUUGGCCAUUGCCACCGUGGGCAGCAAUGAGCGUUGUGUCGAUGGUCCACCAUUGAGCGGCGGUCCGCCUGCUGCCGCUGUGAAGCCGUUCAAUCCGUUUGCUAUCGAGAGGCCACAUGCUACGCCCAACAUGCUGGAGCGCCAGAGCUCCUUCCGACUGAGCACGAUUGGCAGCCAGUCACCGUUCAAGCGGCAGAUGUCGCUGCGCGUCAACGAUCUUCCGUCCAAUGCGGAUAGGCAGAAGGCCUUUCUGGCCGCUGCUGCCGGCAAUCCGAAUGCACACUCACUGCACACUCCGCUGCGCAGCGUAUCGCCCAUUGCCGAGGUGUCUCCCGCCAAGUCGGGUGAUGCGGCUGCCAUCAUGGCUGCCGACACAGUUAGUCAGUUGUGCCAGGAGCUCAGCCAGGGUCUCUCACUGCUCACUCAGACCGACACACUGCUGGCUGGCGAUGAUCUGAACUUCAACAACAACCGCAGCAUCAAUCAGAACAUCAUUGCCGCCGAGAAGCAGCAGCAGGUGGCCGCAAUCUCGUUCAACAACAGUGCCAGUGGCAGUGGCAGCGGAAGUGGCACGCCCACCGCUCAGGUGACGCCUCGUGUGACCAGCAUGCCGCCCGUACAAUCGCCUACACGCUCCGAAUCGGGUGUGGUCGAGUCCUCCGAGCUGCCCAAUGCCGAACAGUGGUUGGGCCAGGUGGUGCGCAGCACCUCACCCGCUGUCGCACCCAAGAGGCCCAGUUAUCUGGGCAAUAUGGGACGUGCCCAGACGAUGGCAGCGAGCGCCACAGCUGCUGGAACUGGCGAUCCCGAUCCUUUCGAUGCCGAGUGGGCGGCCAAUGUAGCGGCUGCUAAGAAGAUGUCACCCGAUCUACCCGGAAUUGGAACCGGCAACAGCAACAGGCACAGCACGAAUCCUUUUAUCUCACCGCCUAAGGCGCCAGCGCAAACAUUCCAGGUGCAGCUGUAGGCUAACCCAAUGUUUAGCUGGGCGCCGGGCUGUGGGGUCGAGGGACUGUGGGAUGGGGGGGCAGGGAAAGGGCGGUCCAAAGUGUGGUUCACUUGAAAAACGUAACUUAGAAUAAUGGGGCGGCCAAGGCAGAGAUGGAUAGUUAGAUUAAAGAUACCUACAUAAAUAUAUAUAUUUACAUACUAUAUAUACAGAAUGAUUCCGGAUACUUAACGCAAACAUAAAGUGUUGAAUUAUAUAUACAUACGAACAUGCAUAGAUAAAUAUAUACAUAUAUGUGAAACGAUAAUGCAUAAACAAGAAACAAGUUAACUAAGCAAACAUACACAGCCACUCACUCACACAGGCGCACGCAUUAAUAUAGGACUUGCACUGCUUGCACACACGUACUGAAUGUAUCAACUGCUUGCCAAUUGCCUCAAGCAGCACGCCAAAUUUUGACCAAGCUACCGAGUUACCCGCCAGACCACCUUUAGCAACACAGAUUACUUACUACAACAACGAGUGCACUUCUACGUUACAGUAUCUAAUAAUAAUAAGUAUGCAAAUGCCUACCCUAUGAUUUCGGACUAUUUAGAUACUAUGUACAUAACUUAGAUGACUACAAGAUAUUUGAAUGCAGACUUCCACAACUUGUUGAUCAAUCCCAAGCUAAAUUCUUAUUCACACUACUAGUAUAUGUUGAUGAUAUGUGUACUACCCAACUUAUCAUACGCGAGUCGACGCACUUGAUGUCUAGGACCAAUGUUUUCUGGGUCAUUUUUUAUUUACGUAUAUCAAUUUUAUUAAUUUAAUUUUAAAUUUGUACAAAAUGUAUUAUACUUAAAUUAUAAUAAUAAUUUAACGAAAAUAAACUUCAAGUUAAUUCAAAACACAU
This is a messenger RNA of Drosophila albomicans, 2649 nucleotides long. It is a transcript of the gene numb, whose product is annotated as protein numb. Bases 222 to 1772 code for a protein of 516 amino acids. Lineage: Eukaryota; Metazoa; Arthropoda; Insecta; Diptera; Drosophilidae. The record is from RefSeq and is a predicted model, not a curated record. The transcript has 4 exons.